Molecule: messenger RNA, 1916 nt
Organism: Aspergillus heteromorphus CBS 117.55
Lineage: Eukaryota; Fungi; Ascomycota; Eurotiomycetes; Eurotiales; Aspergillaceae
Product: S53 family peptidase
Exons: 2
Coding region: 278-1879 (533 amino acids)
Biological process (GO): proteolysis
Molecular function (GO): serine-type endopeptidase activity; tripeptidyl-peptidase activity
Source: RefSeq, a predicted model, not a curated record
GUCACAUCCUCACCAUGUUGUCGCUUCUUCGCCAGGGCGCUGCCAUCUCCCUCGCCGUUCUGGCGCUUCUCCCUGCUCCAGCUAGUGCCGGAGUCUUCGAGAAGCUAUCGGGCGUCCCCAGUGGUAGGGAUCCUCGCGUGUCGGUGGUGCCACCGUAGCUGACGCGAUACAUCCAGGAUGGAGAUACGAUAGCACCCCCAAUGGAAACGACCCCAUCCAGCUGCAGAUCGCCCUGGUGCAGCACGAUGUCGCCGGCUUCGAACAGGCCGUCAUAGGCAUGUCCACCCCCGGCCACGACGACUACGGCAAACACUUCCGCACCCACGACGAGAUGAAGCACAUGCUGCUCCCCAGCGACGACGCCGUCGACUCCGUCCGCGACUGGCUCGAGUCCGGUGGCGUGCAUGACAUCCAGCAGGACGCCGACUGGAUCAAGUUUCGCACCUCCGUCAGCACCGCCAAUGCCCUGCUGGACGCCGACUUCAACUGGUACACCAGCGAUUCGCGCCAUCUCCGCCGUCUGCGCACCCUGCAAUACUCAAUCCCCAACACCGUCGCGCCCCAUGUCAACAUGAUCCAGCCGACCACGCGCUUCGGCCAGAUCCAUCCCAACCGGGCCACCAUGCGCAGCAACCCCAGCGAGAUUGACGAGCGCUUCCUCGCCGCCGCCACGCGCGCCCAGAACAACUCCCACUGUGACUCGACUAUCACGCCCCAGUGUCUGAAGGACCUGUACAACAUCGGCACUUACAAAGCUGAUGCCAAUUCCGGCAGCAAGGUCGCCUUCGCCAGCUUUCUGGAGGAGUACGCGCGCUACGCAGAUCUAGCCCGGUUCGAGCAGCAGCUCGCGCCCGAGGCCGUCGGACAGAACUUCACCGUGGUGCAGUUCAACGGGGGACUAAACAACCAGUCUGCUACUGGCGACAGCGGCGAGGCCAACCUGGACCUGCAGUACAUCCUGGGCGUGAGCAACCCUCUCCCGAUCACCGAGUUCAGCACCGGGGGUCGCGGCCUGCUGAUCCCAGAUCCGACAUCCCCGGACCCCAACGAUAACAACAACGAGCCGUACCUGGAGUUUCUGCAGAACGUGCUGAAAUUGGACGAUGCCAGCCUUCCACAGGUCAUCUCCACCUCCUACGGCGAAGACGAACAGACCGUCCCCGAAUCCUACGCCCGCAGCGUCUGCAACCUCUACGCCCAACUCGGCAGCCGGGGCGUCUCCGUCCUCUUCUCUUCGGGUGACUCCGGCGUCGGCUCAGGCUGCCAAACCAACGACGGCACCAACCGCACGCACUUCCCGCCUCAAUUCCCCGCCUCCUGCCCAUGGGUCACCUCCGUCGGCGCGACCACCAAAACCCUCCCCGAAGAAGCCGUCAGUUUCUCCUCUGGCGGUUUCUCCGACUACUGGGCCCGCCCCAGCUACCAAGACACCGCCGUAAGCACCUACCUCAAUAACCUGGGCCCUCGCUUCUCGGGUUUAUUCAACAGCUCAGGCCGCGCUUUCCCCGAUGUCGCUGCCCAGGGCGUCAACUACGCUGUCUACGACAAGGGAAGACUGGGGCAAUUCGACGGAACGUCCUGCUCAUCACCAACUUUCGCGGGCGUGGUCGCGUUGCUUAAUGAUGCGAGAUUGAGGAAUGGGAAGCCUGUCCUGGGAUUCCUCAAUCCGUUACUGUACGGCAGUGCCAAGGACGCGUUGAAUGAUAUUGUGAAGGGCGGGAGUAAAGGCUGCGAUGGAAAGAAUCGGUUUGGCGGCCCCGGGAAUGGAAGUCCCGUUGUGCCGUAUGCCAGCUGGAAUGCCACCCCGGGUUGGGAUCCGGUUACGGGUCUUGGCACGCCGAAUUUUGGGCGGUUGGUGGGGGUUAUUAGGGAGGUGUGAUUUUAUUCGUUUUCGUGGGGUGUUAUUGUGGGAUGAG